Danaus plexippus (monarch butterfly) is the source of this 1189-nucleotide messenger RNA. RefSeq lists its product as uncharacterized. NCBI's taxonomy places the organism in Eukaryota, Metazoa, Arthropoda, Insecta, Lepidoptera, Nymphalidae. The transcript has 5 exons. Bases 146 to 790 code for a protein of 214 amino acids. The record is from RefSeq and is a predicted model, not a curated record.
GUCGCAGCUGUUCAAAACAGUCUAUAGUCGAAUCGCGCGGGAACUGUGCUGUCAUUUGAACGUUGGCUGCCUUCGUUAGUCUUUCGACCGAAAAAUAUAUUUUUAACAAAUUUUGUGAUUGAAGUGCUAAUAUUUUGACAUAAAUAUGAAAUGGAAGUACCUAUUACAGAGUGUGUUCUGGCUGGUGUGCCUACAGUCGUGUCUAGCAGCUCACUUCGCGUCGCAUGUGAGUGUCAACACGCCUGGACACAGCUAUUCACACGGCGUCGGCAAUCCUGUUUCUGUUUUACAGAGAUUCCCUAUAAGGAGGUCAAGGAGGCCAGCGCAGCAGCAACCAGGCUAUCCUCGACACAAGCCCAGCAUACCCUUCCAAAUCGAAGAUUUACACCCCCAUAGAGGACAGAGCAAUGGAAAUAAUAAUCGAUGGCAUAACAAUGUUUUAGCACAAUCAAUACCACUGCUACCUCCGUCCCCAUAUAAAGUAGACUCUCCAGAUCCAGAGUCCCUAUGGCCUGUAGGGCUAUUCAUACCACCCAUCAAACCCUUGCAUUAUGGUACUUUAAAACGAUCAGAUACGGACAAAACUUCAGAAGUUGAUAAAGAAGAUCCUUAUUUGAUACAUGGUUCUGAAGCAGUUGCAGCCUCAUUAAGAGCACCCCGCGGACCGUACUUCCAUGAAAUACCACACAUAAAAUCACUUCUCGCCAAUCAACAACUUAGAAUCAAAAACAAUCUCACACCCCACAGGCUAGCCAGCAUACGAAAAACAUGGCCGUACAACAGAGUGUAGCGAAUAAAACACUUGUUAAAUCAUAAUAAUAUAUCUAUACAUCUUAUAUCUACUAUACAUGUUGAAGUUAAGGAAAAUAUUACAUAUAAAAUACCUCAUAUUUAUUUGCCGAAUUUUUUAUAUAUAAGGACAAGGAAACAAAAUAAAUUUUGUAAACAAACUUUUACUGAAUUCUAUUAUGAAAGCUUUUAUUCUUUCCUUUAUAUUUAAUAACUCCCGAAACAGUUUUUAUGGCCCAUUGUAUGGGACCGAAUGUGUUUAAACAUCUACUGUGAACAUUAAAAAAAAUACAUGAUCUACCAUUGUAUUGAAAUUAUACCUAUGAAAUGUUUUGAACACCACAAAUUACGAUUUUUAUCACAAUUUUGGCCAUACAGACAUUUAAUAUAUAUAUAUAUA